AUGUCACACAGACAGUUUGCUCCUUUGGAUUAUGUCAUCUUCGGUGCUUGUUUAUUCAUUUCGAUAGGUAUCGGGGUUUAUCAUGCAUUUAAAGGACGUCAUCACAAAACAACGAAUGAAUAUUACUUUGGUGGGAAAACAAUGGGUGCCAUACCGGUUACCUUGUCGUUGAUUGUGACAUAUCAGUCUUCAGUUUUCCUACUUGGUAUGCCUGCAGAAUUGUACGUAUAUGGAACAAUGUUCAUGUGGAUACUUGUGGGAGUCAGCAUUGGUUUUGUUCUGAUUAGCCUGCUGAUUGCACCACUACUUCACCCAUUGGAUAUCAAAACUGUUUAUCAGUACUUGGAAUUACGGUAUAAUCAUCAUGCUCCCAGAAAGCUUGCUUCUUUCCUUGGACUUGUAGUAGUUGCUAUCUAUCUAGGAUUAGUACUAUAUGGACCAGCUAUUGCUCUUGUAACUGUUACUGGUUUUCCAAUUUGGGGGUCAUUCGUUGUCGUUGCAGUUGGAGUUAUUUUGUACACUAGUAUAGGUGGAUACAGAGCUGUAAUUUGGGCGGACGUGUUCCAGUUUUGUAUCAUAAUAGUCGGAUUAUUAUCAAUAUUAAUAAAGGGACUGAUGUCUUUGAAAGAAUUAAAUUUCUUAACAGUUGCAAAAGAAAGUGGAAGGAUAGAUUUUACAGAAAUAAGCUUCGAUCCGACUGUUAGGCAUACAGUGUGGGGGUUAGUUAUAGGAAACGCCUUCCACUUCUUUUCUCUUGGGUACAGUCAACUUAUUGUACAAAGGAUUUUGUCAUGUAAGAAUACAUCAAUAUCUAAAAGGUCUGUUAGAUCCACCAUACCUGGAUUUAUUGUGUUUUGGACUUCGACGUGUACGCUUGGUUUAAUGGCAUUUUCUUACUUCUAUGAAAGAGGAUGUGAUCCAUUAAAAAGCAAAAUGAUCAAAAGUCCAAAUCAGAUUUUACCAUACUUUGUAAUGAAUAUAUUUGAAGAAGUCCCAGGCCUUCCAGGAUUAUUUCUAGCUGCGCUGUUCAGUGCAACAAUAAGCACUCUCUCUUCUGGAUUGAACAGCCUUCCAAUAAUUACAUGGGAAGAUUUUCUGAAACCAAUUAUCCCGACAGUGUCUGAUGGAAAGACACUUUUGAUUGGUAAAUGCUUAGUGAUUUUAUACGGUGGUUUAGCCAUUGGUAUUGCUUACAUUAUAUUACACACUGGUGGACCGAUAUUACAAGUGACUCAGGCGACGUUUGGUUGCAUUAAUGGACCCGUUGUUGGGAUGUUUAUUUUGGGAGCAACAUUUAGGUGUGCUAAUUACAAGACCUGA
Messenger RNA from Mytilus californianus (California mussel), 1320 nucleotides. Its product is annotated as sodium-dependent multivitamin transporter-like. The record is from RefSeq and is a predicted model, not a curated record. Gene Ontology annotation, cellular component: membrane. Gene Ontology annotation, biological process: sodium ion transport; transmembrane transport. NCBI's taxonomy places the organism in Eukaryota, Metazoa, Mollusca, Bivalvia, Mytilida, Mytilidae. The transcript is spliced from 12 exons. Gene Ontology annotation, molecular function: symporter activity. The coding region runs from base 1 to 1320 and encodes 439 amino acids.